Suricata suricatta (meerkat) is the source of this 2525-nucleotide messenger RNA. RefSeq names its product splA/ryanodine receptor domain and SOCS box containing 4 (gene SPSB4). The transcript is spliced from 3 exons. Bases 451 to 1272 code for a protein of 273 amino acids. Gene Ontology annotation, cellular component: SCF ubiquitin ligase complex. NCBI's taxonomy places the organism in Eukaryota, Metazoa, Chordata, Mammalia, Carnivora, Herpestidae. Gene Ontology annotation, molecular function: protein binding. The record is from RefSeq and is a predicted model, not a curated record. Gene Ontology annotation, biological process: proteasome-mediated ubiquitin-dependent protein catabolic process; intracellular signal transduction.
UGGCGCGUCCCCGGGAUCCGCGCAGCAAGGCACUGCCCCACUCCCACCCGACCUCUCGCGCCCUCCCGCCGCGCCUGAGCGCCAACUUCCCCAAGAACGCUCCAACUCCAGGCCACCCUGCCGGGCAGCGGGGGCGCUGCUGCUGGACACCGGCCGUGAGGACGCGCCCCUGGCGCUGGGGAGCCAGCCGGCAUCUUCGAGGUUGCUCGGGCGGCGGCGGCAGACGCCUCUUCAGGGAGUGCAGGACCUGCCAGCGCUGGCGAUUCCUCCCUGCAGGCGCUCGCCCUCUCUUUUAUGGAGCUUGGGCCCCUGCCCCAGCCCAGGAGAGGCUGUGGAAGCGUACGGUCCAGAAGCCUGGUACCCAGCCCGGAGGCCCAUCCCUGGCUGUGGGGAGCGGAAGCUCCCACGAGGUAGCGGUGGCCUGCAGCGGCCCCCUCCCGGCAGUGAGCCAUGGGCCAGAAGCUCUCGGGGAGCCUCAAGUCGGUGGAGGUGCGAGAGCCGGCGCUGCGGCCGGCCAAGCGGGAGCUACAGGGAGCGGAGCCGGGGCGGCCGGCGCGGCUGGACCAGCUGUUGGACAUGCCCGCGGCAGGGCCGGCUGUGCAGCUGCGGCACGCGUGGAACCCCGAGGACCGCUCUCUCAAUGUCUUCGUCAAGGAUGACGACCGGCUCACCUUCCACCGGCACCCGGUGGCCCAGAGCACCGACGGCAUCCGCGGCAAGGUGGGCCACGCCCGGGGCCUGCACGCCUGGCAGAUCAACUGGCCCGCGCGGCAGCGCGGCACCCACGCCGUAGUGGGCGUGGCCACGGCUCGAGCGCCUCUGCACUCCGUGGGCUACACGGCACUGGUGGGUAGUGACGCCGAGUCGUGGGGCUGGGACCUGGGCCGCAGCCGCCUCUACCAUGACGGCAAGAACAGGCCGGGGGUGGCCUACCCCGCCUUCCUGGGGCCUGAGGAGGCUUUCGCGCUGCCGGACUCGCUGCUGGUGGUGCUGGACAUGGACGAGGGCACGCUCAGCUUCGUCGUGGAUGGCCAGUAUCUGGGCGUGGCCUUCCGCGGCCUCAAGGGCAAGAAGCUGUACCCGGUAGUGAGUGCGGUGUGGGGCCACUGUGAAGUCACCAUGCGCUACAUCAACGGCCUUGACCCCGAGCCCCUGCCGCUCAUGGACCUGUGCCGGAGAUCCAUCCGCCUGGCCCUGGGUCGCCAGCGCCUAAGGGACAUCGGUGCCCUGCCCCUGCCUCAAUCUCUCAAAAACUACCUGCAGUACCAGUGAGGCUGAGGAGCCCCAGUGGGACCCACAGCAGGGGCUGAGCCUGUCAUUUCACACAGUACAUUCAGGAAAGCGUCGUCCUCCUCGCCCCAGAGCGCCAGGACACUCCGUUCUUUGAAAGGACCAGGACGCGAUGCCAACUUUGAAAGUGAAAUGUCUCUUGCCAACAGUAUUGGCCACCCUGGAGGCAGCCCUCCUAAGUCAGGCAGCUCCUUGGGAGCCGUGAGGAGCCUGGGGCCUGCGCCCAGGGGAUCUGCCCACCGACCAAGACACAGCGGCCCCGCGUUGAUCAGAGAGCCUGUCUCCUUAUUCGACAGAAUGAAUAAAACAUUUGGGCGGGGGACUUGCUGGUGUGUGCCUGGGUGCAGACAGGGCCAGGGGGUACUGGCCAGCGCGGGGAGAAAACUGCGUCUGAGUAAUGAAUGAUGAAAGCAGCGUGAUGCCAGUGCCCCUCUGGGCCCCCACCCCUUGACACAUUAGGACUUUGUGCCCCUUUAAAAGACUGUUACCCAGGAAUGCCUGAUUGCAGAAUUGGCAAGCGGACAAAGUAGUGUGUAGACCCCUACCAGCUUACCUCUUUGCACAUUGUUUACUCACCCCUUCGCGUGCCCUCUGUCCCCGCCGCUGACCCGCAGUUCCCUGGCUACCCCAGGCACCUCUCUUCAGGGAAGCUGAGUCUGACUAAUUCACCCCAGGGACAGAGUGUAGCCUUUAUUAUUACUAUCUUAUGUCUCAUGGUCUUUUAAAAGAGGAAUGUGGUGAGGGCAGUACUUAGUCCAAAGGUGCUAAUGGGGGUCUGGGGGCAUUGUGACACCCGAGUGGAUGACGUCCCUGGGGGCGCUGAGGGUCUCUAGGCAACCGUCCAUUCGUCCAUUCGGAUGUGCCUAGCCGCUGCAAAGCUUUAUUUGAGCGAAUUAUUUUUUCACUUUAGGAGACAUGUAUGAGUUUGUUUCUGUUUCAAGCGUGUGUGUGAUGUGCUGUUUAUUUAUCAGCUUGGGGCCGCAAGGGCAGCCCGGGGCCCGGCGGGGUGGUCGUGGGGAGCCGGGUCCUCCCUUGGGGCUGCCGCAGCCGCCCCCGCUGCCCCCGCCAUUGGGCACUGCUCGUGCGCUUCCGGAGCUCUACGCGCACACGCGUUUGUAACUGGAAAUCGUCACCCAGUGGGAUCCCAGAGCCCCAGGCGGCACUGCUUCCCCCAACUUUAAUGUGAAUUUGACUGAUGAGUGAGGAGCGUUUCUAAUAAAGUUUGUUGUGCAGUC